Messenger RNA from Acaulospora colombiana, 767 nucleotides. The record is from the annotation of a GenBank genome assembly. NCBI's taxonomy places the organism in Eukaryota, Fungi, Glomeromycota, Glomeromycetes, Diversisporales, Acaulosporaceae.
AUGCGCUCGACUAAAAAUCAAAAGGCUCAAGGGUCUGGAAAGGCUGUAAAGCGUGCAUCUCUCAAAGGAAAAGGCCGAGAGGAGGUGGCUCCUGUGAGCCCCUCCAAGCAGCUCAGGAAGGGUUCUGCAGUAGUCUUGGAUGAGAGUAUUGAACCCUGGAGUUGGUCGACUCUUGCUGAUCCUCAAGUUUCAACGCAGCCAGCCCUUUUUACUAAAGACGCAAGAUACUUCUUCAUUCCUGUAUCGUCUUCGGUAAAAAUCUACUCUACUGCGACCGGAAAAGUCGUCUCCACCCUCACGAGCCACACGCGAGUUACCAACGGUCAUUCAGAUCGAGUGACUUGCCUCAAGAUAAACCCUCAAAACUCGUUCCAACUUUUCGCUGGAUCAUCCGAUGAUAUGGAGGACUAUGUUUUUGUCGCUUGUAAGAAACCGAAUAAGAAGAAAGGGCAAGAUGAACAAACUCAAACAUCCGUCAUUAUGAGAGUCUCCUUGCGAACGACCAACGCAACCUCAGGAUCAAGCAUUCAAAAAUCUAGUCAAGUCAUUGUUGUAGGGAAGGCUCGAAUGAUGGUCGGGAUGGACGUCUCUGCUUCUGGAAAGUGGCUUGUUGUUGCCGGUGGUACCAAAGUCUACGUCGCAUCGACAGCGAAGCUAAAAGCAGGCUUCACCAAGUUUGCCUGCUCCGAAAAUCUUACAUGCUUGAGUGUUCAUCCUAAGGAAGACUGGAUAGCAACUGGGGAUGAGAAGGGGCAGCUGCGGCUCUG